Aspergillus lentulus is the source of this 4494-nucleotide messenger RNA. Its product is annotated as pleiotropic drug resistance family ABC transporter. Gene Ontology annotation, biological process: xenobiotic detoxification by transmembrane export across the plasma membrane. Gene Ontology annotation, cellular component: membrane. The record is from RefSeq and is a predicted model, not a curated record. Gene Ontology annotation, molecular function: ABC-type transporter activity; ATP hydrolysis activity; ATP binding. NCBI's taxonomy places the organism in Eukaryota, Fungi, Ascomycota, Eurotiomycetes, Eurotiales, Aspergillaceae.
AUGCAACCGACCUGUCCAGCUCCUUUCGGGGCGGCUGCUGUCUCAUCUAGUGCGGGCCAGGAAGUCGCAAGUACAAUCCAACGGCAAUUUACUCAUGCUGAAGAGGAUCGUAUCGUGGAGACCCCACUAGGAGAGAAGGCAGACAGUUCAGACACGGCAGGGCCAGAUUCCGAGGACGGCAUUGAUCAGGAAGGGCACGAAAAGGUUACAGCUCUUGCGCGGAGCCUCUCGCAGAUAUCUCAGAAGAGUGCAGAUCCAACCAACACUUUUCUCGACUCCUCCAGCGACCCCGAGCUAGACCCCAGCUCCGACAAAUUCAGUUCGCGCAAAUGGAUGAAGAAUUUGUUGCACAUUAAGACGCGCGAUCCAGACCAUUAUCCCCGUCGUACCGCAGGCGUCUCAUUUCGCAACCUGAAUGCCUAUGGUUACGGAACAGCAGCCGACUACCAGGCCGAUGUAGCCAACAUGUGGCUCAAAGGGUUCGGGUGGCUUCGAAGUAUUCUCGGGUGUAGGGACAGGGUUCGCAUUGACAUCUUGCGCAAUUUUGAGGGAUUUGUCCGCAGCGGCGAAAUGCUUGUUGUACUUGGCCGGCCAGGCAGUGGAUGCUCAACCUUCCUCAAGACGAUUGCGGGAGAAACUCAUGGUUUGUGGCUGGACGAAGGAACUCACAUUCAAUACGAGGGUAUCUCAUGGGAUGAAAUGCACAGUCGCUUCCGCGGCGAGGUCAUCUACCAGGCAGAAACCGAAAUUCAUUUCCCUCAGCUCACUGCAGGCGAGACUCUGCUUUUCGCCGCCCAGGCUCGAACCCCAGCAAACCGUUUCCCUGGUGUCUCCCGCGAACAAUAUGCAACUCAUAUGCGGGACGUCGUCAUGACCAUGCUGGGUCUAAGCCACACGAUGAAUACACGGAUAGGAAAUGAGUACAUUCGAGGCGUCUCUGGAGGCGAGCGAAAGCGGGUCAGUAUUGCCGAGACUAUCCUCUGUGGCUGCCCUCUCCAAUGCUGGGAUAACAGCACCCGAGGUCUUGAUAGCUCUACGGCUCUGGAAUUCGUCAAGAACCUUCGCCUGUCCACGAAUUAUACUGGGUCAACAGCUAUAGUAGCCAUCUACCAGGCUAGUCAGGCUAUUUACGACAUAUUUGACAAGGUCAUUGUGCUCUAUGAAGGCCGCCAGAUAUACUUCGGCAAAGCUAGUGAUGCGAAGCGCUUCUUCAUUGACAUGGGGUUUGACUGCCCAGACAGGCAAACCACCGGUGACUUCUUAACAUCUCUGACGAGUCCUUCCGAAAGACUGGUCCGGAAAGGGUACGAAGCCCUCGUCCCGCGUACCCCGGACGAGUUUGCUGCUCGAUGGAGGGAAAGCGCCGAGCGGCAACGGCUCCUGGCUGACAUUGAAGCAUUUGAAAACGAGUCUCCGUUGGGUGGCAGCAAAUACAAGGAGUUCACUGUCUCUCGCGCAGCUGAAAAAGCCAAAGGUACCAGGGCGCCUUCGCCCUACACUCUUUCGUACCCGAUGCAAAUUCGUCUGUGUCUCCGCCGAGGCUUUCUUCGUCUCAAAGGUGACAUGAGCAUGACUCUGGCAACCGUCAUUGGCAAUAGCAUCAUGGCAUUCAUUGUCUCCAGCGUAUUCUAUAACUUGGACCAAACGACCAACAGUUUCUUCUCCCGUGGUGCACUCCUCUUUUUCGCAAUUCUGCUGAACGCCUUUGCAAGCUCGCUUGAGAUUUUGACGUUGUGGCAGCAACGGCCGAUUGUAGAGAAGCACGACAAAUACGCGCUCUAUCAUCCUUCGGCAGAAGCCAUCAGCUCUAUGAUUGUUGACUUACCUUCCAAGUUUCUGGUUUCCGUCGUGUUCAACCUUAUCCUUUACUUCAUGACCAAUCUGCGUCGAACCCCGGGACACUUCUUUGUCUUCUACUUGUUCUCCGUAACAAUCACUCUGACCAUGUCCAAUAUUUUUCGCUGGAUCGGAGCAAUCUCACGCUCGAUGGCACAGGCCAUGGUACCCUCCUCUAUUUUUAUGAUGAUUCUUGUCAUCUACACGGGUUUCACGAUUCCAGUACGCGAUAUGCAUCCAUGGUUCAAAUGGCUGAACUAUUUAAAUCCGAUCGGUUAUGCGUUCGAAUCUCUCAUGAUCAACGAGUUCAGUGACAGGGAAUUCCCUUGCGCUCAAUACGUACCCGCUGGCCCGGGUUACGAGAAUGUUCCCCUUAGCUCAAAAAUUUGCUCUCAGAAGGGCGCCGUAGCUGGACAAGACUACGUUGACGGUGACGCAUUUAUCAAUACUUCAUAUCGGUAUUUCAGCUCACAUCUCUGGCGGAAUUAUGGCAUUAUAUUAGGUUUCUUUUUCUUCUUCCUGGCUGCCUACAUCAUCUGCAGCGAGCUAGUCCGUGCGAAACCCUCCAAAGGGGAAAUCUUAGUAUUCCCUCGAGGGAAGAUACCUGCAUUUGUCAAGAAGCCCCGGCGCGAUGGUGAUCUGGAAGGAGCUCCGACCUCAGAGAAGCAGCAGCUUGAUAAUGCGGGCCAUGACAGCACCGCUGCAAUCGCCAAGCAAACCGCGAUCUUCCACUGGCAAGAUGUAUGCUACGACAUCAAAGUCAAAGGAGAGACACGCCGAAUUCUGGAUCAUAUCGACGGAUGGGUCAAACCAGGAACGUUAACAGCAUUGAUGGGUGUGACUGGGGCUGGUAAAACGUCGUUGUUGGACGUCCUGGCUAAUCGUGUUACCAUGGGUGUGAUCACCGGCGAGAUGCUAGUUGACGGUCGCAUGAGAGAUGACUCCUUUCAACGGAAGACUGGUUAUGUUCAACAGCAGGACCUGCACUUGGAAACAAGUACUGUCCGCGAGGCUCUUAUCUUCAGCGCUACACUCCGGCAGCCAGCGAGCACACCGCACAAGGAGAAGGUAGCCUAUGUCGAGGAAGUAAUUAAGAUGCUAAACAUGGAAGAGUACGCGGAGGCUGUUGUUGGAGUUCUUGGUGAGGGCCUUAAUGUCGAGCAGAGAAAGCGGUUGACGAUUGGUGUUGAGCUUGCCGCCAAGCCGGCGCUGCUCUGCUUCUUUGACGAGCCCACUUCUGGUCUUGAUAGCCAAACAGCCUGGUCCAUUUGCACUCUUAUGAGGAAACUGGCGGACCAUGGGCAGGCCAUCCUCUGCACCAUCCACCAGCCAUCGGCCAUUCUGAUGCAACAGUUUGAUCGUCUGCUCUUCCUCGCCAAGGGCGGGAAAACGGUAUACUUUGGCGAGUUGGGGCCCAACAUGGAGACACUAAUCAAGUACUUUGAGAAAAAGGGUUCUUCCAACUGUCCUAAGAACGCAAACCCUGCCGAGUGGAUGCUGGAAGUCAUUGGUGCAGCUCCCGGCUCGCAUGCGGACCAGGACUGGCCGGAAGUCUGGAAUAACAGCCCGGAACGAGCUCAAGUACGUGCAGAACUGGCACAGAUGAAAGAGGAUUUGCUACAACGACCUCCGCCACCUCGGACCAAGGAGUAUGGUGAGUUCGCUAUGCCUCUCUGGGCGCAGUUCCUUGUUUGUCUCCAGCGCAUGUUCCAGCAAUACUGGCGAAGUCCGUCGUACAUAUACUCCAAGGCUGCAACGUGUAUCAUUCCGCCCCUGUUCAUUGGCUUCACGUUUUGGCGGGAGCCGACCAGUUUGCAAGGCAUGCAGAAUCAAAUGUUCGCCAUCUUCAUGCUGCUGGUCAUCUUCCCCAACCUCGUCCAACAGAUGAUGCCGUACUUUGUAACUCAGCGAGCCUUGUAUGAAGUGCGCGAACGACCCUCCAAGGCGUACUCGUGGAAAGCGUUUAUGCUCGCGAGCAUCCUGGUCGAAUUACCCUGGAACAUUCUAAUGGCCGUGCCAGCAUAUUUCUGCUGGUAUUACCCAAUCGGCCUCUAUCGUAAUGCGUAUCCAACGGACAGCGUGACUGAGCGCGGUGGCACAAUGUUCCUGUUGAUUCUCAUCUUCAUGAUGUUUACGUCCACGUUCAGUUCGAUGAUCAUUGCAGGCAUUGAGCAGCCAGAGACAGGUGGCAACAUCGCACAGCUGCUGUUCUCACUUUGUCUCAUUUUCAAUGGUGUGCUAGCAAGUCCGUCGGCCCUCCCGGGCUUUUGGAUUUUCAUGUACCGGAUAUCCCCCUUCACGUACCUUGUGUCCUCAGUGUUGUCGGUGGGUCUAGCUGGAACCAGCGUCAAGUGCUCAGAUAUUGAGAUCCUCCAUGUUCCACCCCCGCAGGGCCAGAAUUGCUCGAGCUUCCUGGGCGCAUAUGUACAGAUGUCCCACGGCAGAUUACUUAACCCGGAGGCAACCGCGAAUUGCCAGGUGUGUCCAGUGGCAGAUACGGAUACUUUUCUGGCACAACUGAGCAUCAGCUACUCAGAUCGCUGGCGCAAUGUGGGGCUGUUGUUCGUGUACAUUGUGUUCAAUAUCUUUGCCGCGGUCUUUCUGUAUUGGCUCAUUCGGGUGCCCAAGAAAAGGUCUCGCAAGAUCAAGGAGGAGUAG